UUCAAAUACUAUAAAAACAGUGCACUGGAGUUUCUUUGUUAUCCGUCAAAAUGACUAAGUUGCUCCUGAUCUUCCUUGUUCUGACUGCCUUCGUUUCUGCCUCAUAUUCCUAUGGUUCUUACGGAAACCCAGCUCCGCAGUACCCCCAAAACUCGGGAUAUGAAUACCAGAUGGAUUAUGAGACUUACGACUUGAAAGAUUAUCGCGGACCACGUGGAUACCGUGGACCACCAGGACCACCAGGGCUGCCAGGAGCUCCGGGACCAGACUUGGAGUGAUAUAAUUGACUAUUGCUUUUGCAAUUGAAAAUGAAAUAAAUGAAUCAUAAUUGGCAGUAGA
This is a messenger RNA of Caenorhabditis elegans, 339 nucleotides long. RefSeq lists its product as uncharacterized. The coding region runs from base 51 to 278 and encodes 75 amino acids. The record is from RefSeq and is marked reviewed. NCBI's taxonomy places the organism in Eukaryota, Metazoa, Nematoda, Chromadorea, Rhabditida, Rhabditidae. The transcript is spliced from 2 exons.